Messenger RNA from Sclerotinia trifoliorum, 1994 nucleotides. NCBI's taxonomy places the organism in Eukaryota, Fungi, Ascomycota, Leotiomycetes, Helotiales, Sclerotiniaceae. The record is from the annotation of a GenBank genome assembly.
AGGCCAGACGAGGUUGCAAGGCUCUCACUUUUUACAACUUUUCUUGCUACCUUUGCAAUGACCCUUCUGAAGUAGUGAAAUGUGCUUAUAACAAGAGACUAAAUUAAAAUGAGGUCUAGGCUAUUAUUACAGACACGCAGUUCUUUACGUUGUGCUGUGAAAUGUAGAUAUGGGGCUUCAUAUUCGGCUUUGAGAUGGUCUUCGACGGAGACGAAGCAAUGGUCUACGCCCCUUGCAAAACAGCUUUCUGAAGCUAUCACUGUAUGAGUUUUCUAUUGGAUCUGAAGCUGGGGGCUUUACUAAUGUGGUUUAGGCUACAGGGCCAAUUCCUCUGGCGUCGUUUAUGCGAAUGUGCUUAACGUCCGAUUUAGGUGGAUAUUAUACCGCGAAACAAGAUGGAAGAGAUCAAUUUGGAAAAAAGGGAGAUUUUAUUACCUCACCCGAAAUAUCGCAAAUUUUUGGGGAACUGGUUGGGAUUUGGUUUGUGGCAGAAUGGAUGGCUCAAGGGAAAAAGAAAAAGGGUGUUGAGUUGAUAGAGAUAGGUCCAGGGAGGGGCACUUUGAUGGAUGAUAUGCUGAGGGUCUCGUUGAGAUAUUCUGGAUGUAGUUUUGAAUAUGCGCUAAUAUAUUGUAUAGACAAUCAAAAAUUUCAAACCAAUGGCUCAGAGUAUAGAAGCUGUGUAUAUGGUAGAAGCAAGCCCUGCUUUGAGAGAUGCGCAGAAACAGCUUUUGUGCGGGGAUGCGCCUAUGAUUCCGACGGAAACGGGAUUCAAGAGUACUAGCAAGUAUGCUAAGAUUCCUGUAUUUUGGACGGAGAAUAUGCGAUCUGUACCAUAUGGUAUGAUCAAGCGGAAAUCGAUAAAGAAAAGAUCUCCUACUAAAACUUUGACAGGCGCGGAGAAAACUCCAUUCAUCGUGGCCCACGAAUUCUUCGAUGCUCUUCCAAUCCACGUCUUCCAAUCCGUGGCUCCAAAUUCUGAUGCUUCGGAGCCUACCACAAUCGAAACGCCUACUGGCACUCAUCCACUUACUCCAUCUACCUCCAAAUCAUCCACCGCCAAAACUCCCCAAUGGCGAGAAAUGGUUGUGUCGCCCUCCCCGCCAAAUUCCGCUGAAACCGAUAUUUCUACCCCGGAAUCCCUUCAAAACCAAUCCUCUCCCCCCGAAUUCCAACUCACGCUUUCCAAAUCCUCCACCCCGCACUCCCUUUAUCUUCCCGAAAUCCUUGACCGCUAUCGAGAUUUAAAAUCUAUACCCGAGUCGUUAAUCGAAAUAUCACCUGAAAGUCACGCUAUCGUCGCUGAUUUCGCAAGCCGAAUCGGUGGUUCGAAGACAUAUCCAAAAACUAAACCUUCGGGCGCUGCUCUUAUUCUAGAUUAUGGACCAAUAAAUACCAUCCCAACUAAUUCUCUCCGGGGAAUCAAAGCACAUCAGCGAGUUUCUCCCUUUAGCGAACCAGGAAUCGUAGAUCUCAGCGCGGAUGUAGAUUUUGUCGCUCUGGCCGAAGCAGCUAUGAAUGCGAGUGAAGGGGUGGAAAUCCAUGGGCCUAUGGAACAAGGUGAAUGGUUGUGCAGUAUGGGGAUUAAAGAACGUGCAGAGAUGCUGAUUAAAGGCUUGAAGGGGGAAGAUGACGAGGCGAAGAAGAGGAUUGAGGGAGCUUGGAAGAGAUUGGUUGAUAUGGGGGAGAAUGGUAUGGGAAAGGUUUAUAAGGUUAUGGUUAUGAUGCCGGAGAAUGAAGGGAGAAGACCACCGCUCGGAUUUGGUGGUAGCGUGGUGCGUUAGUUUGUCAUUGUUGAGGUAUAUCUCCUUGGUUUAAUUAUACCCUCGAUUGAGGGGUAGGAAUUCGCACUAUAUGAUCUAUCAUAGUUGUACAUUAUAUAUACCCACCAAUAGAGUAGCAGUACUUGCAGGUACGACCACUUCCAACGUUCUCUCUCCAUUGCUUACUGAGAACAGUGAUUCUCUACACCUUUUUCUACUUCUUUUCUAACCGCA